AUGUCGUCUGUUGCGCAAAAACGUCUAUUCCAUGAAUACAAGAAUCUCUCGACGAAUCCUCCCGAUGGAAUCACGGCUGGUCCGGUCACCGAGGAUGACAUGUUUCACUGGGAGGCGCUUAUCCAGGGUCCGGAGGGCACCCCGUUCGAAGGUGGCGUCUUUGCGGCCGAGUUGAAGUUCCCCAAAGAUUAUCCACUAAGUCCACCGACAAUGAAAUUCGUGAGCGGUGGGGUCUGGCAUCCCAAUGUGUACCCAAAUGGAACAGUUUGUAUCUCGAUCCUUCACCCUCCCGGUGAUGACCCCAAUCACUACGAGCAUGCUUCGGAGCGAUGGUCACCUAUCCAGAGCGUGGAGAAGAUCCUGAUCUCCGUCAUGAGUAUGCUGGCCGAGCCGAAUGACGAGAGUCCUGCCAAUGUCGAGGCUGCGAAGAUGUGGCGGGAACGGAGGAGUGAAUACGUGCGUAAGGUUCGGGAUGAAGUCCGCAAGGGUCUAGGAUUGUAA
This is a messenger RNA of Aspergillus tanneri, 501 nucleotides long. RefSeq names its product E2 ubiquitin-conjugating protein UBC7 (gene UBC7). Gene Ontology annotation, cellular component: endoplasmic reticulum; cytosol. The transcript has 2 exons. The coding region runs from base 1 to 501 and encodes 166 amino acids. NCBI's taxonomy places the organism in Eukaryota, Fungi, Ascomycota, Eurotiomycetes, Eurotiales, Aspergillaceae. The record is from RefSeq and is a predicted model, not a curated record.